UGUUUCUCAUACUUCUUCAUCUCAGCAGCACACAUACAAGCUCAGUAAUCUUUAACAUCUUUCUUUUUUUUUCCUUUUCCUGUAUUUGAGAGUUCUGAAAAUUCUUCAAGUUUCAUUUAUAACCUUCAUGGGUUUAGUCAGUUGCGAAAUCGAGAUUGAUACUUCACUCCCAGCAGCCAAGAUGUUCCAGGCCGUUGUCCUUGAGGGCAAUACCCUCGUUCCCAAGAUCUUGCCCCAGGCUAUCCAGAAUGUCGAAGUUCUUGAAGGAGAUGGAGGGCCUGGAACUAUCAAGCAAAUUAAUUUCUCAGGAGGUGAGUCCAAGUAUGUGAAGGAGAGGGUAGAUGCUGUAGACAAGGACAACUUAACUUAUGCAUACACAAUGAUCGAAGGAGAUUUCACAGCGGGAAACAUUGAAAAGAUCAGUAAUGAGCUAAAGUUUGAGGACACCGCUGCCGGAGGAUCUCUACUCAAGUAUCUCACCAGGUACCAUACCAUUGGUGAUUUUGAGCUCAAACAAGAGGACAUUCAGGCUCGGAAAGAGAUGACCAUGGGAAUGUUCAAGGCUGUGGAAGCCUACCUCUUGGCAAAUCCUAACGCAUUAUAAAUCUAGAAGAUGCAACUGGUGUUUCUUUUUCUGUAGCAAAUAAUAAAAGUGUUUUCUGGGUAUGUAUUCCGGUCAAUCUUCUUUUCCAUGAGAUUGAAGAGUAUAAUAAUGUCCUUCAAAUGAAUGAUAUGGAAAUAUAUUUGGAGAAUCAAAGCUUUUAUUUGCAGAUAAAUGGUUAAUGAAGGAUGCUUCAAGUUUA
Ricinus communis (castor bean) is the source of this 803-nucleotide messenger RNA. Its product is annotated as major allergen Pru ar 1. NCBI's taxonomy places the organism in Eukaryota, Viridiplantae, Streptophyta, Magnoliopsida, Malpighiales, Euphorbiaceae. Gene Ontology annotation, molecular function: protein phosphatase inhibitor activity; signaling receptor activity; abscisic acid binding. Gene Ontology annotation, cellular component: cytoplasm; nucleus. The transcript has 2 exons. Gene Ontology annotation, biological process: defense response; abscisic acid-activated signaling pathway. The coding region runs from base 128 to 604 and encodes 158 amino acids. The record is from RefSeq and is a predicted model, not a curated record.